Messenger RNA from Scheffersomyces stipitis CBS 6054, 1224 nucleotides. It is a transcript of the gene HYR6.4, whose product is annotated as hyphally regulated cell wall protein. The transcript has a single exon. The record is from RefSeq and is a predicted model, not a curated record. NCBI's taxonomy places the organism in Eukaryota, Fungi, Ascomycota, Pichiomycetes, Serinales, Debaryomycetaceae. The annotation marks the transcript as partial.
AUGCUAUUUUUGAAACUUUUGGUGAGGACACUUGCUUGUGUGGCAGCUGUUCUUGCUAUUGAUAUAACCUCCCCAAGAAUUGAUAGAGGUGUUGUCAACCUUUCCAUCGGAGACAUCACGAUUGAAUCCGGAGCUUACUGGUCCAUCGUAGACAAUGCUGUAUCUGUACUUGCUGGUGACUUAGAUGUCAAGGAUGACGCUGGAUUCUACAUUACUUCGACACAGAGUUUAAUUGGCUUAUCUGUUACCCUUGCUUCUGGAUUGGGAUCGAUCACUAAUGAUGGUAUAAUUGCAUUUAAUUCGGUUGUCUCGUUGGUUGCUCCAAAUUACAACUUGAUUGGUCUCUCAUUCACGAACAACGGAGAAAUGUACUUGGGUACUAACGGCUCUGUUGUUGGUGCUCCACCAAUUAACCUCGUUGCCCCAAGCUGGACUAACACAGGUUUGUUGGUGAUCUACCUGCAAACAAGAAGUGCAGAUGGUAUUGUCAAUCUCGGAGGAACUGGAUUGGUUAUUCAAAACAAUGGUCAGAUCUGCUUAACGAAUGAGCUUUACCAAGCUUCCACUCAAAUUCGUGGUACUGGUUGUAUAACCGCAAAUGUAGACUCUACUGUUUUCUUGGCUAAUGGUUUGUUAGGCGUUGAUCAAUCACAAACGUUUUACUUAGCUGACUCCAGAUCAUCUAUUAGAGCUAAUGCUGUUGCUGUUCCUCAAACGUUCACUAUUGCUGGUUUUGGUAAUGGUAACAUUAUCGGUUUAGAUAUUCCACUUGCAACUGUUUUUCCGCUAAGCUCGUGGAGUUAUACCUCAAGUACUGGUAUCUUGACACUCAGAGGUCUUGGUUUAUUGUCUCAAAACUUCAACAUUGGUCCAGGAUAUAAUAGCAAUUUAUUUUCGAUCACAACGGAUAGCAGUCUUGGAUUGGCCAGUGUUCCUUUAGGUGGCCUCACUUACAGUGGUCCAGUACCAAAUGCAAUUCCUUCGAACUGCCAACCUUGCAAGAAUUUGCCUAGUGCACCUGGUACAUCUGCAAGUGUCACUUCCACUUCUUUCACUUCUACCAAGUCUGAUGGAUCAAUUUGUACUGAUGUUGAUCAAAUCCUCAUUUCCACCGAUGCACAAGGUUCUUGGUUCACAUCUACUUCACUUGUAUCUGAAGUUUGCAGCACUAUCCCUAACUCUCAGACAACAGAAACGUCUACUUGGACCGGAACUACUACUAAG